AAAAUGAGGUUAGGCAUUACUGUGUAACGAUUAGAUACUGAACAAGUGUGUCAAUUGAAUUUUUAUCCAGUUACAGUAAAAUAGAGAAUACUGAAAACUCCACAAUCUGAACAGUUAUUAACUUUAUUGUAAAAUAGGGGUGAAGUUUUGGCAUCCAAACUACUAUUAUGGAUUACAGAUCCAUUUGAUUUUACUGCUUGUUUUGAAGUACCCAAAAGCACCCUUUGGGAAUUAUACCAGAUUAUCCAUUAAAAACACGUUGCUCUUCUUUUCCCCUGAACUUUAUAGUUUAGAUUCUAUGCUUGAAAACACUAUACUGUAAUCCAAAGGAACCUAGAACACUCUUGCGUUCCAGUUAAUUCCUUAAAUUCUUCAUCGGUUUUGAUUCAAGAAACUAAAACGGCUGCCCUUCUGGGUCGACUCUCCCUAUCGCUCCAGCUGGCCUCUGCCCUGGCUGGGAGGCUUCGAUCGGAACCACGACCACCCCCACCGACCGAAACAAGAACCACCGGCGGAAGGCCCGAACCUCAACCCACCCGGGCGUGACGUCAUCCCUUUCCGAGCCUCUCUUGCUUGGUCUUCCGCCCCUUCCCCCCCGCCCGCCGCCCCUGCCUGAGAAGACGGAAUCCAUUCCGGGUCGGAAAAGGUACCGGAUGUGGCAGAAGCUGAGGUGUUAAUAUGGCUCGUAUCACCCUUGAAGAACUUAAUGAAAUGGAUGAUGAGAUCCAGGAUGAAGAAGAAGAACAAAAUGAAACUGAACAAAACCAGCUGUUUUCUAUGUGGGAAACAGUAGCCAACACUCAUCACGUGAUGCUUCCUCGAGACAUGGCAGGUCCAAUACUACAGAUGACUCAUCAUAACCAUGUGCGAGAGCCUGUGCCCUACACUGUUUUAUCACAGCAUGAGAAAUGCGAGGAAACAACAUAUGAGGAACGCCUAUACCCUGCUGGGAAAUGGGCAUGCAUCACUAAAGGAGAACCCAAGUAUGAGCAGAGCAUCUCAUUGGGUUUCAUGAAACUUAUAAGAUACAUCUGCAAAGAAAAUUCCCUAGGCCAGCACUUGGGGAUGACAGUACCAGUGAUUAAUGAGAUCCACCUGAACAAGGAGGGUACUGAAUUGGUCCAAGAAGUUAUCACUGCUUAUUAUCUUCCUCAGGAAUUUCAGCUUAAUCCUCCUCUCCCCAUGGAUCCAGAAAUCCAAAUACUAGAAAGAUCACCUCUUCAAGUUAUCACCAGGGAGUUUUAUGGGCCAGCUACUGAGGAGACAAUCCUGCGUGAGAUUCACUUUCUUUGGGAGUUAUUGGGUUCGACAGAUAAUGUGCUCCGUGAAACGUACUUGGUGGCUGCAUAUCAGAACCCUAGUAUACCCAAUCGUCGCAAUGAGAUAUGGUUUAUCCGGAGAACAGACUGAAAGCAUCAUGGAUUUCUAACAAGAUUGUAACCCAGUGAAUUCAGUUUAGAUGGCAGUUCUAGCCUGAAGGAGAUGAAUGCACUUUCUAACUUACUCUAGAACUGACCUGAUGACCCAUUCCUUUUCCUUGAGGGCAUUAAGGACUUGUAUUCCCUCCUAUGAGUUCAGAAAUAGGAAAAAACAAGAACAUGGAAAAGUAGUAUGGUUUUCUAAUGUUUCUGGAGGGAGCUGGCACUGGAAGAAUCUAUGGAUAUCUGCUUCAUUGACUUUGAAAUUUGUCUACGCACACCUGAGUCAAAAUGCAUCAGCAAUUGCAACUGUUCAGCAAUCCACAUCUGGUAUUUUAAACAUUCUGAAUUCUUCUGGAAAUGAAUUUGGAGUGCCAGCCUGUAGCUGGAUGGGGGCAUAGGUCAUAGUUUUACUUACUUAGAGAGAGAAUUUAAUUUCUGGGCAAGAGGCUAUAUCAUUUAGCCAUGUAUACUUUUAAUCACCUCUGUUCCAGCUUGACGUGGAAUAAUUUCAGACUUUCUUAACUGGGUUGAUUUGAAUAUAUCAUAGAAAGCCUUUCCCAGGAACAAUCUCACCUGAAAGGAAGGUCUGAGAAUUGGAGAUCAGAGAAAUCCUCUUCUGUUUUUUAAGAGUGGUAUAACACCUGUCCCUCUGUGACCUAUCCACCAACUGGACUUGUAUCCAUGGAUGCUUCCAGACUGUUGAUUACUGCUUUCAUUUUUGUCUCCUCCAUAGACAUUUUUCUAUUAAUAAAAGUAAAUGGAAGCUACAGUGAAAAAAUAUAGGACACUUAUCAAUGAAAAACGUGAUUAUAUGGAUCCUGGACUUCUUUUUAUUCUUUUAAUGAACAAGGUAAUUGUAAAAUAAAGGCCAUAUUGAAAAGCAUCCCGUCAUUUUGCAAGAUACCCAUUGACUAAGCCAUGUAUUUACUGGAAGUUAUAAUUGUAUGCAUUGUUACAUUGCACUACGUUAUAUUCUGAUUGGUUGAUUUCAUGGCCAAGAAGGAAGCUGUUUUCUCUGAAGGAGGAUAAUAGCACAGAGCAAUUGUGAAAUAAAAUCUAGCUCAAACCUCUCUGAUGCUUGUUAUUGAGUUACAUGGCAUCUGGUUUAUUAGAUUUUUAUUUCACCUUUAUAAAUAACUAAAGACAGUGAACAUACAUAAUAUUCCUUCUUCCUCCUCUUUCCUCCACUACAACAACCCUAUAAGGUGGGUUGCUCUAAGAGACAUGACAGGCUGAGUCACCGAAACAGCCUGUGAUGACCCAGGGCAUGGCACAAAGGCAACACAGUUACAUAAGCAAGAAAAGUCC
Molecule: messenger RNA, 2729 nt
Organism: Pseudonaja textilis
Lineage: Eukaryota; Metazoa; Chordata; Lepidosauria; Squamata; Elapidae
Product: heme-binding protein 1-like
Molecular function (GO): heme binding
Source: RefSeq, a predicted model, not a curated record